AUGCUACUCAAAGGGCCACCUGGCAUUGGCAAGACUCUCACAGCAGAGAGUAUUGCCGAGGUGAUGAAGGUCCCUCUUUACAGCUCUUCAGAAGUUGAGUAUAAUUUGAGUGGUAUUAUGGGCCUAGUUCCCAGAUGGGGAGCAGUUCUUCUGAUUGAUGAGGCCGACGUUUUUAUGGAGACCCGUGACAAUAUUGAUCUCAAGAGAAAUGAACUAGUCUCGAUCUUCUUACGACUAUUGGAAUACUACGAGGUGACUUAUUCUAAUAUCCAUCUUAGUGCAAAGUACUGGCCCAUUUAG
Molecule: messenger RNA, 300 nt
Organism: Penicillium malachiteum
Lineage: Eukaryota; Fungi; Ascomycota; Eurotiomycetes; Eurotiales; Aspergillaceae
Exons: 1
Coding region: 1-300 (99 amino acids)
Molecular function (GO): ATP binding; ATP hydrolysis activity
Source: RefSeq, a predicted model, not a curated record